Molecule: messenger RNA, 708 nt
Organism: Dioszegia hungarica
Lineage: Eukaryota; Fungi; Basidiomycota; Tremellomycetes; Tremellales; Bulleribasidiaceae
Product: flavoprotein
Exons: 6
Coding region: 1-708 (235 amino acids)
Biological process (GO): coenzyme A biosynthetic process
Cellular component (GO): phosphopantothenoylcysteine decarboxylase complex
Molecular function (GO): phosphopantothenoylcysteine decarboxylase activity; FMN binding
Source: RefSeq, a predicted model, not a curated record
AUGAACACCCCCAACGCUCAGGCUGGCCCUUCGCGCCGAACGAAGCCUACGCUGCCAUUCAUAUCAGCCCAACAUCGCCCACCGCACAAUGACGGCAAGUUCCGAGUCGUGAUCGUCUCGACCGGAAGCGUGGCCAGCGUCAAGAUACCUGAAAUAGUUGGAGCCCUGAGCAGAAUACCUGAGAUUGAAAUGCAGAUUGUAGCGACGCAAGCGAGCUUGCAUUUCUAUGAUCAAGCAAAGGUGGACGCGGCUGUACAGGCGGAGGCUGCAGGCCAGGUGAACUCCAACGACCAAUCUAUCAUGGCUGUGGAUGGCGAUGUCGGUCCGUCAUCUGGGGGCGUUGGAGUCAGGGUAUGGAAAGACGAGGACGAGUGGUCGGACUGGAAGCAGAUUGGAGAUCCCAUCUUGCAUAUCGAGCUGAGGAGAUGGGCCGACCUCGUCGUCCUAUCAAUGAUGAGAGCUCUCAUGCCGGACGUACCGGUCAUCAUCUGUCCGGCGAUGAACACACACAUGUAUCAACACCCGCUGACCGCCGACCACCUCAAGACUGUGCAGGAGAAGCUGAAGUAUAUGGUCAGCGGGCCACAAGGAGCGGGCGUCCUAGCUUGUGGUGAUGAAGGACCAGGCAAGAUGACGGACUGGCGAGACAUCGUAACGAUGGUCGAGAACUACGGCGCCAUCCCAUACCCGGACGACCGCCAGCGCUAA